Molecule: messenger RNA, 771 nt
Organism: Momordica charantia (bitter melon)
Lineage: Eukaryota; Viridiplantae; Streptophyta; Magnoliopsida; Cucurbitales; Cucurbitaceae
Source: RefSeq, a predicted model, not a curated record
AUGGCGGCCUCGAACUUAUUGGAGGAAUGGAAGAACUUCAAACUCACCUCUGAGGAGGAUAAGAUAGCUGUGGACAUCGACUCUUCUGCUUUGGAAGGUACUGGGAAAUGUCUUGAACUCAGUUUGAUAUGCAAGCUACUCUCCAAGAGAUCAAUUUCUUGUACGGUGCUGAAGAAUACCUUGAAAAUUGCAUGGAAAUUGGAUUGUAAGGCUUUUUCAGUGGAUAUUAUUGGUUUUAAUAUUUUUCUUUUCAACUUCAAUCGUUCCUCUGAUCGCAACAGAAUCUUAAGGAUGGGUCCUUGGACUUUUGAUCGUGCGCUGAUCAUCAUCGAUAAUCCAGUAUCCUUGACUAAACCUUUGGAUAUGGAUUUUAGGAAUGUGUCUCUUUGGGUCCACUUUUUCGACCUCUCUUUAGCCUGUAUGAAUAAAACAAUGGCAACACGCCUCGGUAAUGCUAUUGGUCUCUUUGAGGAUGUGGAGAGUAAUGCAAACAAUUUUUGUUGGGGUUCUUGUCUCCGGGUUCGUGUCAGGUUUGAUGUUAUGAAACCUCUACAUCGUGGAAUCAAGCUCAAUCUUGAUGGACCAAUGGGCGGUUGUUGGAUACCGAUACAAUAUGAACGUCUGCCGGACUUCCGCUAUCAUUGUGGGCGUUUGGAUCACAUUCUCAAGGAUUGUUCCGAUUGUUGUGUAGAUUCUGUUUCAAAGAAUCUGCAAUAUGGACCGUGGCUUCGGUUUCAGGGACACAAAAAUUCAAGCAACAUUCUGUCAUGA